This is a messenger RNA of Notothenia coriiceps (black rockcod), 2687 nucleotides long. Its product is annotated as tetraspanin-18-like. Gene Ontology annotation, cellular component: plasma membrane. The annotation marks the transcript as partial. The transcript has 8 exons. The record is from RefSeq and is a predicted model, not a curated record. NCBI's taxonomy places the organism in Eukaryota, Metazoa, Chordata, Actinopteri, Perciformes, Nototheniidae.
GUACCUCAUUUUCAUCUUUACUUCCUCCUCAUCCUGGGGGGCUCCUUCCUGCUGGGUGUGGGUGUCUGGGUGCUGGUGGACCCGAUGGGCUUCAGGGAGAUCGUGGCGGCCAACCCGGUGCUGUUCACCGGGGUCUACGUCAUCCUGGCCAUGGGCAGCAUGCUGUUCCUGCUGGGCUUCCUGGGCUGCUGCGGAGCCAUCAGGGAGAACAAGUGUCUGCUGAUGUUUUUCUUCAUGCUCAUCCUCUUCAUCUUCCUGGCCGAGCUGGCGGCUGCCAUCCUGGCGUUCCUCUUCAGGGAGCAUUUGACGAGAGAGUAUUUCAGCAGGGAGCUGAAACGUCACUACCAAGGUCACAACAACACUGACGUCCUCACAUCCACCUGGAACGCCAUCAUGACCACGUUCGACUGCUGUGGUGUGAGUGGCCCAGAGGACUUCGACGAGAGCCUCUUCAGGCUCCUCAGCCCCACUAAAAUGGUCCCAGAGGCCUGUUGCCAGGGGAACAGUUACCCCGGAGACGUCAGUAUGGAGCAGUGUGUGAGCGGCAGCAUGGUGUUCAGACACAACAAGGGCUGUUACUCUGCCGUGGUGGACUACUUUGAGAUGUACAUUUACACCGCAGGAGCUCUGGCCAUCGUGGUGCUGACUAUUGAACUCUUCGCCAUGGUGUUUGCGAUGUGUUUGUUCCGAGGCAUCCAGUAAGCGCUGCAUCAUCACCAGCCAGUGGAAUGGCACAAGCAGAAGGAAAACUAAAACAGUAAAAUAUUACAUGCAUUUGUACAGUGAUGGUUUAUGUGUCUCAUUGGUUUUGUGACAUCAUUUUGUACUUCACAGUAGCAGCAGCAGGGUGGUAAGGUACUUCUUUGGGCACAAAAGACACACACAAGAAGUAACAACACCUAAGCACUGUCUUUUUCUGAAGUAAAGGUUUACCACUGGUGCUAAGUGGGCUAACUGAACUAUAGAUGGUCACUUCAGUCCAAUAUGUGUGCAACAAACUGGCCCUAAAGCUGGAAACAUGUUUAGUAGCCCAACUUUAACCUCCAGUCGGCCGUGAUGAUGGAUAAUGCGGAUCAGGGAGAGUCUGCACAGCACAGUUCAGGUACACUCAGCACAUCUUAACUUCCCUUAGAACACUCAAAACUGUCAGCACAAGAACAAAAAUGUGAAUCAACAAUUAAAAUCAGAACACGUCAGGCCUCAUGCAAGAUUAUGAUUGUAUUCUCAUAAUGAACCUCUUUUUAUUUUUGCUUUGAGGUUUGCUUAAGUGCACACAUUUGUUGUUCAAACUUGAUGAAUGCAACCUCUUGUGUUUAUCGGGGCCACCUGUUAACUCACAAACACAUCAUAGGCUGAAAAACAGUGGAGAUCUAAGUCUGUUUUUUUUAAAGAAAUCAGCAGGCCAAAAAAGUAACAUUAGUAUCACUCAGUAUUUGAAUAUAUUAAUACAGCUAAAGACAAUUUCACAUUAGACUAGAACCAUACUUCUAAAUAAAGGGGAAACGCUCUGAAUUGAAAAUGCUAAAAAACAUUUGGUUAAAGAUUGUUUUGUUACAGGCUGCCAUUUAGCUGAGUGGCCAGUAGGUGAAGUCCUUUGUUCAGUACACAGGUUAGAAUCUGCCUCGACGAACUUUCAGGCAAUGUCCUCCCGUCUGAUUCGCACCUUUACCACGAUAUCUCUUAAAAAAGGCACUCUGGCCCAAAAAAUAAAAGAAAGACACAAGUCUCUGCUUUGCACAGGUAUUAAGUUCUGUAUUAUUGUACGUUUUUAUCACAGUAGAGUGUUGUGGAGUCUGGUAAGCCUUCAGUCUUUUCAAUGUGGAACUCAAAUGUUCAAAUACCUGAAGAAACACACUCCCACCAAUGCAGCCCUUUGAUUUGUUUGUUUUUUAAAAAUCAAAAAAAAUCUCAGUCAAUUGGCACAAUGCUAAGUUUUGUUUUACUAAUUUAUUUUCUAUUAUAGUAACAUUCAAGCUGUACAUAUCAGAUUGAGAAAAUACGAUUAUUUUAUUCAUUUAGUUUUAUGAUGUCUUGAAAACAUGAACAACAUAAUGCAAAGAAAGAGAGAAAUAACUAACAAAGCAAGCUGAAUAAAACAAACUGGUAAAAUUUGCCAUAUCUACAAAAUAAGUCAGGUAAAUCAGACCGUGAGAGGGGGUUACGCUAUAUAAAUAAAAUACCAUAUGAAUACAACAUAAAUGUAUUAUUGGAAUUUAGAUUUUUAAGUCAAACAGGUGUUUCUCCCCUGUAGAAAACUGAGUAUUUUUAUUCAUACUCAGUCAUUUUGUACAUGUUAAAAUUCUGUCUUCGCACACGAGGUUCUUGCACGAGGCCUGAAGUCAACAACUUUCAUAAAUCAUUGAUCAGUUUCCGUUCACCGAGUUUGUACAUAAGUGUUAAGAUGAGUCGUAUUUAAGAUGGUGGAGCACCUGUAAAUAAACUUCACAAUGAGACUGAAUGUGUGUGAGUGCAUGUGUGUGUGUAUUUGUACAUAUACCUCAGUGGGCCUGUGGCAGUGUACAGUGUGUUCUCCUUUUUGUGCACAGUGUGAUAAUGUUAUUGUGGUCAGUAGUUCCAUACAAAGGAAGUUUAGCUAAGACAGUAUUUUACUGUGAGUGUGUUUGAAAACAAAAAGUCUAUUUGUAUAAAUGGCACUGAUUGAUAUUAAACAGAUUUCUGUGAUUUGA